CGAGGAGGGGCUCGCGAGGAGGCGGCGGCGGCGUGAGGCACCCAUGGCGGGAGGAAUCAAAGUGGCGGUCUGGUCGGCCGUUGGUCCCGGGCCCUGGUGCUGGGGGCCCGCGGGCAGUGCGGUCGCCUGGCUGCUCUUAGUCCUCUUCGGCUGCGUGGUCUGCGGCUCAGCUGGAAUUGAUGUAAAUGUGGUCAUGCUUCAGGAGUCCCAAGUUGAUAUGAAUUCCAAUCAACAAUUCUGUUAUAAAAAUGUGCUUAUCCCAAAGUGGUAUGAUAUAUGGACACGGAUACAGGUCCGGGUAAAUAGUUCCAAAUUGGUCCGAGUCACCCAGGUGGACAAUGAGGAGAAGCUGAAGGAGCUAGAGCAGUUUAGUAUCUGGAACUUUUUUUCUUCCUUUUUAAAAGAGAAAUUGAAUGACACCUAUGUUAACGUGGGUCUGUACAGCACAAAAACCUGCCUCAAAGUUGAGAUUAUAGAGAAGGACACCAAAUACAGUGUCAUUGUGACCCGGAGAUUUGACCCCAAACUCUUCCUUAUUUUCCUCCUUGGACUUACGCUAUUUUUUUGUGGAGACUUGUUGAGCAGGAGUCAACUUUUCUACUAUUCCACUGGAGUGAGUGUGGGAAUUGUGGCCUCUCUGCUAAUCAUCAUUUUUAUGCUCUCCAAGUUUAUGCCCAAGAGAAGUCCCAUUUACGUCAUCCUGGUAGGAGGCUGGUCCUUUUCUCUGUACCUCAUUCAGCUAGUUUUUAAGAAUUUACAGGAGAUAUGGAGAUGUUAUUGGCAUUAUCUUCUAAGCUACGUCCUCACAGUUGGAUUCAUGAGUUUUGCAGUGUGCUACAAGUAUGGGCCCUUGGAGAACGAGAGGAGCAUCAACCUGCUGACUUGGACACUGCAGCUGCUGGGCCUGGGCUUCAUGUACUCCAGCAUCCAGAUACCACACAUUGCUUUUGCUCUGGUCAUCAUUGCGCUGUGUACCAAGAAUCUGGAGUAUCCCAUUCACUGGCUGUACAUCACCUACAGAAAGAUGUGUAAAGCAACAGAAAAGCCUGUCCCCCCUCGCCUCCUGACAGAAGAAGAGUAUCGGAUACAAGGAGAGGUGGAGACCCAAAAAGCUUUACAGGAGCUCCGAGAGUUUUGUAAUAGCCCAGAGUGCUCUGCCUGGAAGACUAUAUCUCGGAUUCAGUCUCCAAAAAGAUUCGCUGACUUUGUGGAAGGUUCUUUUCACCUCACGCCAAAUGAAGUCUCUGUUCACGAGCAGGAGUAUGGAUUAGGGAGCAUAAUUGCCCAGGAUGAGGAGCUGUCCUCAGAGGAGGAAGGCUCAGAGUACCCUGCUGUGGUCACCCAGAACAGCUUCCUGACUUAGUUGGGAAUCGGUUAUUUUCAUGUAGACUGGUGUGCGAGGGUGCAGAAGCUCGCCUGCUGAAAGCCGAGGACUGGGGGUGUCACCCCGGCAGUGCUUUGGUGGUCUCCAAGGGAUCCCUGAGGAAAGAGUGGAGGAAGAAGUGAGUGCCGUGGUCGCUUGAUUCUGACAGUUGAGCUAUUGGUCCACUUUACUAUUCCUGAAGAAACUGGUUGGCCACAGCCAGCAUGAUAGUCUAGCUCCUGUUUGAAAGUUCACUGAAUGAUGGUGAUUCCGUCACUGUGACAAACUCUCAGAAAUUAAGUGCAGUAAUGCAUUCAGAUCAUAGACUGCAUCUCCUAAAGAGAAAUCUACAAGUUUGAGCCAUU
This is a messenger RNA of Peromyscus eremicus (cactus mouse), 1728 nucleotides long. It is a transcript of the gene Nemp1, whose product is annotated as nuclear envelope integral membrane protein 1. The transcript has 9 exons. NCBI's taxonomy places the organism in Eukaryota, Metazoa, Chordata, Mammalia, Rodentia, Cricetidae. The record is from RefSeq and is a predicted model, not a curated record. The coding region runs from base 44 to 1363 and encodes 439 amino acids. Gene Ontology annotation, cellular component: nuclear envelope.